AUGGAAACACCAAGCACAGAAAAAAGUGUUAAUUAUCAUUAUGGUCAUCACCAUAAGAGAUCAGAUUCUAUAGAUUUAGGUAGAAAAGGAAGUGUUGGUUCAAUAUAUUCAUUUCAACAACCACAAAGUGCAAAUACAACACCACCAACUUCACCUCAAAAUCAAUACAAACCCAAGCCAAAAAGAGACGCCACAGAAUUGGGGUUGGUACCUGAAUUACCAGUUAUAGACUUAGAUAAAAUCACAGAAGAAUUUAAAAAAAAUCAAAGAAUAUUAUCACAAAAGGAAGUACAUUGGUGUAAUUUUUUAAAAGAAGUACCCAUUGAUCCAAUUUCAAAACCUCAUAAUUCAGUCAAAUUACCAAAAACUUCAGAAACGCUAUUAGAAAAAUUUAAUUCAAAUUAUAAUAUUGAAGACCCACAAUUGAAAAAAGAAAAAGCUAUUAGAAAAGCGCUUAGUAAGUUUAGAAUAAAAGAUUAA
Molecule: messenger RNA, 480 nt
Organism: Lodderomyces jiufengensis
Lineage: Eukaryota; Fungi; Ascomycota; Pichiomycetes; Serinales; Debaryomycetaceae
Exons: 1
Coding region: 1-480 (159 amino acids)
Source: RefSeq, a predicted model, not a curated record